Messenger RNA from Lutzomyia longipalpis, 777 nucleotides. RefSeq lists its product as uncharacterized. The coding region runs from base 93 to 641 and encodes 182 amino acids. The transcript is spliced from 2 exons. NCBI's taxonomy places the organism in Eukaryota, Metazoa, Arthropoda, Insecta, Diptera, Psychodidae. The record is from RefSeq and is a predicted model, not a curated record.
AGUGAUCUUUGGUACAUCAUUUGGUCGCCUUCGGACUUCUUACUGCUAAUUUAUUGUGCGUUUGUUAAAAAAAAUACUUCAGCAUUGCAACAAUGUGGCAAUCGAGUGGAAAACUUCUUGUAUUAUUUCUUUUGUGCUGCCUCAUACAAAAUUUCGGAGUUUUAUGUGCCGAUGAGAAUGAAGCAGCACCAACGGAAACAUCUAGUCAGCCCUUGGAUGAUGAUACAUCACUUGGCAAUGGACCAGAACCUGAGGUGAUUGAUGUGAAGGAUUUACCACCAUUCCCAGUUUUGCGAAAUCGCCUCUUGGAUACAGCCAAUGAAGUGGAGACCUUCAAUGGAUACCACUACGAUAAACCAGAAAUUCCUUUUGACGACACCAACAUCAAUCAAGUUCAAGUUGAUGGGUAUAGCUACCCAAAACCACAAAAUCCCCUAACAUAUCCCGAUCAAACCAACACAGUCCAAGAGGAGGAACCGAGAAAUCUCACGCCGCAGAAUCCACCAGAGUCAGCGAGUCAAGGACCACCUGUGAUUGAUCUCCCCGAAGAUUCAAUUAGAAUUCUCGAUGAUGACGUUACUGACGUUGAUGAUGAACCAAAUGAUGCCGCAGAUGAAACAGACGCAUCAAAUGCAAAUUAAUAGCUAAAAAAACACGACAUAGACUCACCUUCAGCAUCAUCAGAAUAUUUUAGUUCUUUCAUCACCACGCGUGUACAUAAAGUGAUUUCAAUGGAAAUAUUUACAGUGCAAAUAAAAGUGUUGAAUUUUUAGAGAA